AUGUCUCGCCAGAAGGACGCUCCACGAAACCUCGAGUUCAAUGAUCUGCCUCCAGAGUUACGAGAUCUCGUCUGGGAGUUCAGUCUCCCCACUCGUCGAGUCUUUCAUGUGAAGGGAAUCUCAAGACGUCCUCAGGAAGAAGCAGCAUCGAGACCGGCCAAGUUCUUUCGCUUCCACAUCCGUCAUGCUCUCCCAGCAGCAUUGUCUACUUGCAAAGAGUCCCGCGCCGUUGCGUUGCGCAAAGGCUUCUUCCUCUCGCCCUAUGGGAACGACCCUGGUGUCUGGUUCAAUAUGGAACAUGAUAUGCUCUACUUUGACCGGAACCAGCGCAAUAUGCUUCAGCUUAAGCCGAACCUGGGGAGCAUGACGAUUGUUGGUUUGGACCAGGUUCUCAAUGUUGGUGUUGAAUGGCGCGCUUUCUUUCGAGAUACUCCCCGACAAGGCGCGACAACGUCUCGUUACUGGAGGGCUGCGAUUGAGACAUUGUAUGUUCACAUGCCGAGCAUGCGAACCGUCAACUAUAUCCUCCCAAUGCUGCGCCAUAAAGGCGGCAUGAUGUGGGGACGAGAGCCAUACCAGGCACAGAACUAUGAAGCCAUCCUCAUCACGCUCCCGGAGAGUACGCAGAUCCCGUGGGAGACCACAAGAAAUCGGGGUACCGAUCGAGCGCAGCUUCUCAACGACAUUCGACACGACAACGGACUUAGCUCAAUGAUGGUGACGUGGAAAGAGGUCAAGGAGGACAUUGAAAAGGGCUUUGGGGAAGAGGCAGAACCUGGUGAUGGAUGGCAGGACCGUGAACACGACACUGAUCAUUAUCCUCCAGAGGUGAUUGGAUGUUCACGAGAAUCCUCAGAUUCAGACGUUUGA
Fusarium vanettenii 77-13-4 is the source of this 870-nucleotide messenger RNA. RefSeq lists its product as uncharacterized. The coding region runs from base 1 to 870 and encodes 289 amino acids. The record is from RefSeq and is a predicted model, not a curated record. The transcript has 2 exons. Lineage: Eukaryota; Fungi; Ascomycota; Sordariomycetes; Hypocreales; Nectriaceae.